This is a messenger RNA of Telopea speciosissima, 1566 nucleotides long. RefSeq names its product UPF0481 protein At3g47200-like. The coding region runs from base 1 to 1566 and encodes 521 amino acids. The record is from RefSeq and is a predicted model, not a curated record. The transcript has a single exon. Lineage: Eukaryota; Viridiplantae; Streptophyta; Magnoliopsida; Proteales; Proteaceae.
AUGGCUCAUGUUACUUACACUGGCAGGGGACACAACAACUCUGCAGAUCUAGAGCUUAUCACUUCAGCUAGUGAUGAUACUGUAGGAGAAGACACAAGCAUGGAAGGAUAUAGUAACAGUGGGAAAGCAAAUAGAGAUGCAGUUAGUUUAUUGAUGGAAUCCAUCCAGAAAGACCUUAAAGAUGUGCCAACCUUGUCUCCCAAUUGCAGCAUAUUCCGAGUUCACACGCCAGUGCGCAAAGUAAAACCUGAAGCUUACACACCUCGCAUGGUUUCAAUCGGCCCUUUUCACCGCUCUGACAAACAAUUACAGCCCAUGGAAGCACAAAAGUUGCGGUAUCUAAAUGAUUUUCUCAGCCGGGAAUCUCAGGCAACUUUGGGCGAUUAUGUUAAGGCUAUGACAGAGUUGGAAGAUAGAGCUCGGAGAUGUUACUCGGAAAUCAUCCAAGUCAAAUCUGAAAAUGAAUUUGUGAAAAUGAUGCUAAUUGAUGGCUGUUUCAUACUUGAACUCAUCCUUAGGACUAAUUAUGAGCCCAUACGCCGUGAGGAUCCGAUAUUGAAUGCGACAUGGGUGUCUCACAUUAUAAAAUGCGACCUGAUUCUGCUUGAAAAUCAACUUCCCUUCUUUGUUCUUGAGCGUCUAUACAAUCUAAACACAGGGAAUUCUCAAUAUUCCAAUAGUCCAAUUGGUACACUCAUCUCCAAUUUCUUCCAAGAUUUUUUGCCACAUGAAGGCUCACCACAACCCCAAAGCAAUAAUAUCUCCGGAAGAUCUCGAUUACGAUGCUUUUCUGAAGUACCAAAGAAUGUCUUUGAUUUUAUCAUCUCUGUUGUCACAAUUAGGAGGUUGGUAAAGAAAGAUCAGGUAGAGGGAGUAGUCAAACCGUUACUCGAGGAGGAGGAAGCCACAAUCAAAGAUGAAGACACUCCAGCAGCAGUAGAAGAACCAAAGCAUUUGCUAGAUUCUGUACGAGAUUUGCUCCUCAAAUCAUUCUCAGGGACGCAAAUGAGUCCUGGAGCAUUUAGGCGCACUCAUAGUGCAACAGAGCUCAAGGAGGCCAGUGUCAAGUUUGAGAGGGAGCCCAAUACAUGCUUGUUUAACAUAACAUUCACCAAUGGAGUGUUGAAAAUUCCAACUAUGAAAAUUGAGGAUUGGACGGAAUCUUUACUUAGAAACCUCAUCGCCUUUGAGCAAUAUCGUGAUGGUAAUAAUUACAUCACAGAUUAUGCUGCCUUCAUCGAUGGCCUCAUCAACUCUCCCAAGGAUGUCGAGUUACUUGAGAAAAAGGGAAUUAUUGAGAGCUUGCUUGGUGAACCAAAAGAGGUGGCUGCCUUAUUUAACGGUCUUCUCAAAGAGGUUACUAUAAUGAUAGAUCAGUAUUACUUCUCCAGUGUUUGCCAUGAUUUGGACAAAUAUUAUAAGAUCCCAAAGCACAAAUGGAAGGCAAGUUUGAUGCGUGACUAUUGUAACACUCCAUGGGCAUUCAUUUCAUUCCUUGCUGCAUUAUUUCUCCUCAUCUUGACCGUGGUACAGACCAUUUUUUCCAUCCUACAAGUCACAAUGUGA